Molecule: messenger RNA, 820 nt
Organism: Macadamia integrifolia
Lineage: Eukaryota; Viridiplantae; Streptophyta; Magnoliopsida; Proteales; Proteaceae
Product: glutathione S-transferase-like
Exons: 3
Coding region: 55-702 (215 amino acids)
Cellular component (GO): cytoplasm
Molecular function (GO): glutathione binding; glutathione transferase activity
Source: RefSeq, a predicted model, not a curated record
AUCGUCCUUUCAAGGCAUCCUUGUCUUUCCAUAAAGCUUCUCUAUCAGACGAUCAUGGCACCCAAGCUUCACGGAUCCUUAUUCUCCACUGCGACAUUGCGAGCCAUCGCUGCCCUCCAAGAGAAAGGCAUCGAAUUCGAGUUCGUAGCCAUUGACUUAAGAGCCGGAGAGCACAAGAAGGAACCCUUUCUCUCCUUCAAUCCAUUCGGUCAAGUUCCAGCCUUUGAAGAUGGAGACCUGAAGCUAUUCGAAUCGAGAGCAAUAACAGCUUAUGUUGCCAACGAGUACCAGGGGAAAGGGACUGAAUUGGCUUACCAUGACGCGAAGAAGAUGGCGACUGUAGGCGUGUGGGUGGAAGUGGAAGCUCACCAUUUUGACCCAAUUGCUUCGAAGUUGUUUUUUGAGAAAGUGGUGAAGCCCAUGUUUAUGGGUUUGGAACCAGAGUCGGUGGUUGUGGAGGAGAACCAGAAGAAGCUGGGUGAGGUUCUUGAUGUGUACGAGACUAGGCUAUCGAAAUCGAAGUACUUGGGUGGAGAUGAGUUCAGUUUGGCGGAUCUUCAUCACUUGCCGACGAUGCAGUACUUGAUGGGGACGUCGACCAAAGAGGUGUUUGAGGCUCGCCCGCUUGUGAGUUCAUGGGCUAAGGAUAUCAUGGCUAGGCCGGCUUGGAUCAAGACUCUUGCAAUGCAGAAGCAAGCUUAAAUAGUGGGUGUAUGUUGUUGCGAUUCACUGAGUUGGUGAGUUGUGAUGAGUUGAAACUUAAAAUAAAUGGAAUAAAAUAAAGAAGUAUAUGAAUUGAAAUCGAAAUUUUCAUUAUUAA